This is a messenger RNA of Vigna unguiculata (cowpea), 3363 nucleotides long. RefSeq names its product putative LRR receptor-like serine/threonine-protein kinase At1g53420. Gene Ontology annotation, molecular function: protein binding; ATP binding; protein kinase activity. The record is from RefSeq and is a predicted model, not a curated record. Gene Ontology annotation, biological process: protein phosphorylation. NCBI's taxonomy places the organism in Eukaryota, Viridiplantae, Streptophyta, Magnoliopsida, Fabales, Fabaceae.
CAACAACAGUAGCUUCAUCUUACGUGGUCUUCUUUGAUUACUCCUACUAAUAUUUCAGAAGUCAAUUUCUUCACUUUGCUUUUCAUUACCGAAAAUACAAUGAAACUACUUUCUCUCUGAAAUUGCAAACACAAAUACUCCAUGCAUUAUCUACCUUAAAACUUGAUCAUUUGCAACUCAUCUGAACUUGUUUUCCACUAUUCCUAAUUGUGUAGUGAAUGAGCAUGAAGAAGAUGACUCCCUCUCAGCUUCUCUUCCUUUCACUGCUUCUGCCAUGCUUCACAUCGCUUGCCUUUGGUCAAAAUACCACUGACCCAGCUGAAGUGGAAGCUCUGAAAGAUAUAGGCAACACCCUUGGUAAUAAGAAUUGGGACACAACCAUAGAUCCAUGCAGUAAUAAACCUCCGUGGAGUGUAACUAUGGAGAAAGACAAAGCCAACUAUGUCAGAUGCAAUUGUUCUAUCCCCACCGACACCUACUGCCAUGUUGUUUCAAUAACGCUGAAAGCACAAAAUCUUACUGGCACGCUCCCAUCUGAAUUGACAGGGCUACCUCACCUUGAAGAAAUUGACCUCACUCGCAAUUAUCUUAAUGGGACAAUACCUAUUGCCUGGGGCUCCUCCAAACUUCGUAUUAUUUCUCUUCUUGGAAAUCGACUUACUGGUCCCAUCCCAAAAGAGAUAGGAAACAUCACAACCCUCGAAAGUUUGGUGCUGGAAUUUAAUCAAUUCACUGGAAAUAUUACACCGGAACUUGGGAACCUUUCUCACCUUCAAAGAUUGCAUCUUACCUCCAACAAUUUUACCGGAGAACUUCCCGAAACUUUGGCUAAACUUACAUUAUUGAGAGAACUUCGUCUUAAUGACAAUAACUUCUCAGGAAGCAUACCCAGUUUUAUUCAAAGAUGGACAAAUCUUGAAAUAUUAGAAAUUCAAGGUAGUGGUUUAAGUGGGCCAAUUCCUUCUCAAAUUUCAUUGCUGCACAACUUAUAUGACUUGAGAAUUACUGACUUGAUUAAUGGAUCAGAUUCUACUUUCCCACAAAUUAAUAAUAUGACAAAUUUGAAGACACUGAUACUAAGGAACUGCCAAAUUAAUGACGAAUUACCUUCAUAUCUUGGGUACAUGAAAGGCAUUGACACUACUAUGCAAACCUUAGACCUAAGCUUUAACAAAUUACGCGGAAAUAUUCCAGAGAACAUUGGAAACCUAUCAAAACUGUCACACGUAUAUUUCACUGGAAACCAACUUACUGGACCUCUACCUAAGUGGGUAGCUGCAGGAGGUAAACCUAUAGAUCUUUCAUAUAACAACUUCACUGAUAAAAACUCCUCCAUGGCAUGCCAAGAGAAUAAAGAAGUGAAUUGGUUUGCCAGCUUCCCAAUGAGCCAAAAUGGACCUAUUACCUGUCUGAGUAGAGAAAACUGUACAAGACUCUUUGACUCAUUCCACAUAAAUUGUGGUGGUGAACAACAAAGAAGCAAUGAAAAUAUUAUGUAUGAUGAGGACUUUUAUCCAUCAGGGGCAGCAACAUCUGAAAAGCCCAAAGAAAAUUGGGCAUUUAGCAAUACCGGUCAUUUCUUAGGUGGUCAUAAUGAACUAGCCUAUAUCCAGCAAAGUCAAAAUACACUUUCUAUGCCUGAUUCUGUAUUGUAUCAGACUGCACGUGUAUCCCCCAUUUCCUUGACUUAUUAUGGAAUGUGUCUAAAAAAUGGAGACUACAUAGUAUCACUACAUUUUGCAGAGAUCAUGUUCACUGAUGAUAACUCAUAUAGCAGUCUUGGAAGACGUAUAUUUGAUGUUUACAUUCAGGGAAAGCUAGAAUUGAAGGAUUUCAAUAUUGCAAAUGAAGCAGGAGGAGUUGGUAAGAACAUUACAAAAAGAAUUUCAACUAUUGUUACUAAUAACUCUUUAGAAAUUCGUUUUUAUUGGGCUGGAAAAGGAACAACUUCUAUCCCAUAUAGAUCAGUGUAUGGCCCACUUAUAUCAGCUAUAUCUGUCACUCAUGUAAACACUACAGUUCCCAACAACAGGCAUCCAAACAUAAGUGGCAUAACUAUAGGGGUUGUAAUUGGGAUAGUUCUUUCUGCAAUGGUAUUUGUCAUCCUUAUUUUACUUGGUUGGAGAUUGCAUUUUGCGAAAAGAAAUUCAUUGGCAAAAGAGUUAAACCAUUUAAAUUUGCAAGUGGGUUUGUUUACUAUGCGUCAAAUCAAAGUUGCAACAAAUAACUUUGAUAUUUCCAAUAAGAUUGGAGAAGGAGGCUUUGGUCCUGUCUACAAGGGUACUUUAUCAGAUGACACAAUAAUAGCAGUUAAAAAGCUUUCAUCAAAGUCUAAGCAAGGGAACCGUGAAUUUAUAAAUGAGAUAGGGUUGAUUUCAGCUUUGCAACACCCUUGUCUUGUUAAGCUUUACGGUUGUUGUGUUGAGGGUGAUCAGUUGUUGUUGGUAUAUGAAUAUAUGGAAAAUAAUAGCCUUGCACAUGCUUUAUUUAGAAAUGAAGAAUCUUGUUUGCAAUUAGAUUGGCCAACCAGGUAUAAGAUUUGUGUUGGUAUUGCUAGAGGUUUAGUAUUCCUACAUGAAGAAUCAAGAUUAAAAGUUGUUCACAGAGACAUAAAGGCUACUAAUGUGUUAUUAGACAAAGAUCUAAACCCAAAGAUAUCUGAUUUUGGUCUUGCAAAGCUUGAUGAUGAAGACAACACUCACAUAAGCACAAGAAUAGCUGGGACUUAUGGAUAUAUGGCUCCAGAAUAUGCCAUGCAUGGUUAUUUAACUGAUAAAGCAGAUAUCUAUAGUUUUGGAGUAGUUAUCUUGGAAAUUGUAACUGGAAACAGCAAUACCAUCCCUCGACCCAAACAAGAAGCAUUGCAUCUUUUAGAUUGGGCCCAUUUCUUGAAAGAGAAAGGAAAUCUGAUGGAGCUUGUUGAUAGAAGAUUAGGAUCAAAUUUCAAUGAAAAAGAGGUUAUGAUGAUGAUAAAAGUAGGUCUUUUAUGCACAAAUGCCAUUGCAAACCUUAGGCCUUCCAUGUCAACAGUGCUCGGCAUGCUCGAAGGAAAAACUGUGAUUCCAGAAUUUAUUUCAGAUUCAUCUGAAAUAAUGGAUGAAAAUAAGCUAGAGGCUAUGAGACAAUUUUACUCUCAAAUGGAAGAAAAUCAGAGCAAUGAAACACAUACAAAUCAUAGUUCAUCGAAAGAUGGGUCAUGGAUUGCUUCGCCUUCAUCAACUUCAGAUUUAUAUCCUCUCCAUACUGAUUCUUCUUAUUGGGAAAAAAGAAAUUAGAAGGGUGUACUUUCUUUUACACUAUUUUCCGGACCAUAUAAUAUUAUAUAUAAAUUAGUUGAUCAUCGUUAUUAUAUUUUUUAGUUAA